GGAGGUGGGCGGCGUUUUCUUCCAGUUUGUGCAACCUUAUUGUCGUCCGCAUCCGGUUUAGACAUGGGCGUAUGUAAGAGCGAGUGAAAAUACUGUUGAAUUGAGGCGAGAAAGUAGAUCUAAAACUCUAUUGGCCCAAAAUGGCUGUGGCCAUAAGCUCAACGUGUCCAGGCCUGUACUGUGGCAGGAUGAUGGUCAACAGCUCAGUGGAGGGAGAGUGUGGUGUGUGUCCUCGUGGAGAGCGGGCCAACAUCCAGAAGGUAUGUGAACGCUGCACUGAGUCGCCUGAACUCUACGACUGGCUCUAUCUGGGAUUCAUGGCCAUGUUGCCGCUAGUGCUGCAUUGGUUCUUCAUUGAGUGGUACUCUGGAAAAAAGAGUUCCAGUGCUCUCCUGCAGCACAUAACAGCCAUGUUGGAGUGCAGCGUGUCGGCUGUGGUCACUCUGCUGGUCACAGAGCCAGUGGGACUGCUCAGUAUCCGCUCCUGUGGAGUCCAGAUGCUCUCAGACUGGUACACCAUGCUGUACAACCCCAGUCCAGACUACAUCAACACAAUACACUGCACCCAAGAGGCCGUCUACCCACUUUACACCAUAGUUUUGAUCUACUAUGCCUUCUGCCUGGUGCUGAUGAUGAUGCUGCGCCCUCUGCUGGUAAAGAAGAUAGCUUUUGGUCUGGGCAAGUCGGACCGCUUCAAGAGCAUCUAUGCCGCUCUGUACUUCUUCCCAAUCCUCACGGUGCUGCAGGCUGUGGGAGGAGGGCUGCUCUACUAUGCAUUUCCCUACAUCAUGCUGGUGCUUUCUCUAGUCACACUUGCUGUUUACAUGUCGGCCUCUGAGAUACAGUCUUUUAAAAACCUGGUUGCCAAGAAAAAGCGUCUGGUUGUCCUGUUCAGCCACUGGCUACUCCAUGCAUACGGUAUUAUCUCCAUCUCCCGACUGGACAAGCUUGAGCAGGACCUGCCGCUGCUGGCCCUGGUGCCAGGCCCCGCCCUGUUCUACAUCGCCACGGCAAAGUUCACUGAGCCCAGCCGCAUUCUGUCUGAGGGCGGCAACGGGCACUGAGCCAAAUCGUCCAGGGGGAGGGUGUCGUUUGUAUGGUUUCAUCCGUGUGUGUGUGUGUGUGUGUGCUCACAAAUUAACUCAAAAAUGCAUGGACAGAUUUUCAUUGAACGUGGUAGGAAUAUUACUUGGGAGGGUAAUUUUCGAGUUGAUCGGUUGUGUGUGCGUUUGUGAGCACGUGCAUGGGGGGGCAUAUGGUGAAAGCGGUAUCUACCGAGUUUGUUGGAUCCAGCCUGCCUGCAGAGGAUGGUAAUGACUUUACUUUAUAGAGGGCCACCGACGCCAGGGGGAUUUCUCCUGGUUCUGCAAUUGGUCUCUGUGUUAGAGAUAUUUUAUUUUGUGUAAAAAAAUAUAUAUAUAUUAUGAAACACUGGCGGGACAAGUACAGUGUGUAUAUUUAAAAGCCAACAUACAAUAUGUGCAGGGUAUGCAUGCCCCUCCGAUGCUUUUCAUUAAAUUUGAAUUCUGAUUGUCCAUAAAUAUAAUGAUUAAAUUGCAAUUUACCAACAAAGUGACUUUUUAAAAUGGCUCCUUUAGUUGUACAAAUCCUGAUAAAUUCAGUUUAGAGUGAUGGAAACUGCAAUUGCUGCCUGUAGAUAAGCUGCAACCAAUCAGUGGUUAUAGUCUAACUUAAAGAGCAGAUCAAUUUAGUUGUUAUCGAGUUCACAUUAUAAUUGAAGUAUUCCCACCCUACCUGAUGCAAUUGUAUUCAUCUAACAUCAUGCCAAAGUGUGUGGAGAGAUGAGUCGUGGCACUUCAGUGGAUGUUCUUGUAAAGUAAAGCCUCUGGGCUUCAUGUGUAUACCAAAGUGCAAUAGAAGUACGCUUCAGCCACAUGCUGCCAGGAGAGGCUGAGCCUCGCUCAGUGGUUUGUAGCUGAGCAUCUGUUCCUCUGCGAGCAACAACUUACUUCGAAAGGAGUCCUCUGAAUUUGCUGAAAAAACUUAUUUCAAAAGUUAGUUUUUCCAUGUUGAUGUUACCAUUCAAAACAAGCAAACAUAUAAGUAGAGAGCCAGGACAAGAGAUGGCGAGGGUUUGGGGCAUUUGAAAAAAUUAACAAUAAGUUAUUUACAAUAAAGUUCAUGGUUUAACUAAAAUACCAAGCCUCAGUUUUUUUUGAUAACAUCUUAGGAACACUUCGGUCGAUGUAGCUGUAUGGGCCCCCCAAAAUCAGUAUGUCGGCCUCAAGUGUAAUGUAAAUAGUGUCAGUGCUGUGUAUUUUUUGAAUUUCAUUUGUCUGUAGAAUCAUGUUUGUGUUAUUGCAUUUAGCUGUUUAUUCUGUCCUUGUGUCUUGAACCAAGUGGAAAUCCUUCAAAUGGCAUUCACUGUUGUUGUUUUUUUAUGCGUUGAAGCUGCUAAUUUGCUGUGUGUAUAUAUAUCUCAUUGUAAAUAAAUAUAUGAAUGCUUAUGAA
This is a messenger RNA of Scophthalmus maximus (turbot), 2472 nucleotides long. It is a transcript of the gene jkamp, whose product is annotated as jnk1/mapk8 associated membrane protein. Gene Ontology annotation, cellular component: membrane. Lineage: Eukaryota; Metazoa; Chordata; Actinopteri; Pleuronectiformes; Scophthalmidae. The coding region runs from base 141 to 1064 and encodes 307 amino acids. The transcript has 7 exons. Gene Ontology annotation, biological process: response to unfolded protein. Gene Ontology annotation, molecular function: ubiquitin protein ligase binding. The record is from RefSeq and is a predicted model, not a curated record.